Messenger RNA from Purpureocillium lilacinum, 1683 nucleotides. RefSeq lists its product as uncharacterized. Gene Ontology annotation, cellular component: membrane. Gene Ontology annotation, biological process: amino acid transmembrane transport. NCBI's taxonomy places the organism in Eukaryota, Fungi, Ascomycota, Sordariomycetes, Hypocreales, Ophiocordycipitaceae. Gene Ontology annotation, molecular function: amino acid transmembrane transporter activity. The record is from RefSeq and is a predicted model, not a curated record.
AUGGCGACCACCGACGAGGAAAAGCAGUCCAAGAUCCCCGGAUCCCCAGAGGUGGGCGACCUCGUCAGCACGCAUCUGGACGACAAUGCCGACGGUCUUCACCGACGCCUCAACAACCGCCAGAUUCAGCUCAUUGCCAUUGGCGGCUCCAUUGGCACCGCGCUGUUCGUCAGUAUCGGCAAUGGCCUCGCCCUCGGCGGCCCGGGCAGUCUGCUCCUGGCCUACACCAUCUACCCCCUGGUUCUUGCCUGUGUCAACAACUCGAUCGCUGAAAUGACCGUCCUCAUGCCCGUGUCCGGCGGUUUCAUCCGCCUGGCUGGCCACUGGGUCGACGACGCCUUCGGCUUCAUGGCCGGGUGGAACUUCUUCCUCUACGAGGCGCUGCUCAUUCCCUUUGAAAUCACGGCACUGAACCUCGUCCUCUCGUACUGGGAGCCCAAGAUGAAGGAACCCGGUCCGACCGCUGGCAUCUGCGCCGGAGUCAUCAUUGCUUAUGCUGCAAUCAACAUCCUUGCUGUACGUGGCUAUGGCGAAGCUGAAUUCUGGCUCUCGGGCGGAAAGGUCAUCCUGAUCUUCAUGCUCUUCUUCUUCACCUUUAUCACCAUGCUUGGCGGCAACCCCGAUCACGACCGAUAUGGUUUCCGUUACUGGAACCACCCCGGUGCAUUUGCCGAAUACCACACAAAGCACUCGCUAGGCCGGUUCGAGGGCUUCCUCGGCGCUCUGUGGAACGCCGCAUUUGCCGUGGUCGGACCCGAGUACAUUUCCAUGGUGGCUGCUGAAGCCAAGCGGCCCCGAAUCUACAUCAAGGCUGCCUUCAAGACCAUUUACUGGCGAUUUGGCAUCUUCUUCUUCGGCAGCGCCCUUUGCGUCGGCAUUGUCGUUCCCUACAACAACAAGAUUCUCCAGGAUAUCCUGAACGGCAACGCGUCGGCCGACAACGCUGCCGCCUCUCCCUACGUCAUUGCCAUGCAGAACAUGGGUAUCUCUGUGCUGCCUGACAUUGUCAACGCCCUCAUGUUCACAUCCAUCUUCUCGGCUGGCAACACGUACACCUAUUGUGCGACGCGGUCGCUCUACGGCUUGGCUCUGGAGGGUCGCGCGCCGGCCGUCCUGCGCAAGUGCUGGAGCAAUGGCGUGCCCAUCUAUUGCUUCCUUGUCGUCAUGUGCUUCCCGUUCCUGUCAUUCCUGCAGGUCGGCAACGGUUCCGCCAAGGUUCUCGACUGGCUGGUCAGCCUCAUCACUGCCGGUGGCAUCAUCGACUACCUCGUCAUGUCGGUGACCUUCAUCUUCUACUACCGCGCCUGCCAGGCACAGGGCAUCGACCGCAAGUCGCUGCCUUACUACGGAUGGGGCCAGCCCUACUGCGCCUACGUCGCGCUCUUCAUCCAGACUCUGGUCGUCAUCUUCUAUGGCUACGGAGCCUUCACGCCGUGGAGCGUUGACGGCUUCUUCCGUCACUACACGAUGCAGAUUCUCGCCCCGAUUCUCUUUAUCGGAUGGAAGCUGCUGAAGAAGACCAAGUUUGUCAAGCCUCUCGAGGCCGACCUCGUGUGGCAACGCCCCACCAUCGACCGGUACGAGGCGACGUUCACGCAGAAGCCUUCGGGCUUCUGGGAGGAGAUGCUCCGCCUCGUGGGCAUUGGCCGCAAGAAGAGAAAUCCGGACGAGCAGGUCAUGUAA